Tetrapisispora phaffii CBS 4417 is the source of this 495-nucleotide messenger RNA. RefSeq names its product ribonuclease H2 subunit C family protein. NCBI's taxonomy places the organism in Eukaryota, Fungi, Ascomycota, Saccharomycetes, Saccharomycetales, Saccharomycetaceae. The coding region runs from base 1 to 495 and encodes 164 amino acids. Gene Ontology annotation, biological process: RNA catabolic process. The transcript has a single exon. The record is from RefSeq and is a predicted model, not a curated record. Gene Ontology annotation, cellular component: ribonuclease H2 complex.
AUGUUCUGGAUUAUAUUGAAUACUGGGAUGAUAAUAGAAGGUGAAAGGUACAUUACAAUGAAAAUCCAAUUUAAUAGUAACAUUAAUAUCGAAAAUAGAGGAUACACGGCUCACAAUGUGCCAUGUAAAAUACGUUAUUCCGGUCCUUCCGAUGAGUUUGAAGAUAAUUUCAUAUUCGAUGAAGAUAACACUAAUGAUAUGUACGUGAACUACUUGAGAGGUUGUAAAAUUGUGGGACAAGAGAUAAAUAGUGUCUUUGAUAAGGAAGUCAAUUGCUAUUUGAUGGACGUUACAGGAGAUAUGGAUAUCUCAGAAAGUCAUAAUGAUAAAAACGGUGAUAGCGAUAAUAAAAAAUUAGAAUCUAUUAGUCUAGUUCCUGUAGCAAAAAUUUUAAAGGUUAUUAAUUAUGAACGUGAUGGUAAUGAAUCACGUUUAGUCGAGGAAAUGGGCAAAUUUGAAGAAUCUUUGGAAUUAAAUGAAUUGAUUCAUGGUUGA